AGGUAGAGAUAGAAUAGAUCUUCUCCUUCGCCCCUACCUACCACCUAACCUAAGUCAUCCCCCCAGAAAGGUUCAAGUAACGAUGUCUUGGAAAUGCAGCGACUGCAACCGAACCUUCGCAUCCUGGCACUCGCGCAGCCAACACAGCACCGCGCGAAACCACACCCCCCUCGACUUCGACUGCCGCUGCUGCAAGCGCCCCUACGCGAGCUCAACCUCGCGCAAAGAGCACGAGGCCAAAGAACACAACCACUGCGCGGACUGCAACCGGGGGUUCGACAACGCGAACAACCUGAGGAUGCACCUGCACUCCCGCACGCACCGCGGCGCAAACCUGAAAUGUCCGUUCUGCAAAACGGGCUUCGUCUCCGCCACGGGCCUCGCGCACCACUUAGAAGGCGGGAGAUGCACCGCCGCGCCCCUGAACCGGGAUAUGGUGUACAAAGCGGUGCGAUCGAAAGACCCGGACGGGGUGCUGACGAAGAAGCUGAUCGGCUGGACCGGGUCGCCGACGUACGAGGUUAACGGGAAUUCCUGGAACGGAGACGCUUGGGAGUGUUAUCUGUGCCAUCGCGAUUUCGUUAGUAGGAAUGGGUUGAAUCAGCAUUUGAACUCGGCUGCGCGUAAGUGCAUCGGAAAGGGUUUCGAAGCCGGCUAGGGUGCUCGGUGCUUGAGUGUGAGACGCUGACUUGAUGGUGUGUGUGUAGACCAGCAGGCGCUGUACCAUUGCCCGAAUCGCCUCCCUUGCGGUCGUGAAUUCAAGACUUUGGCUGCUGUUAGUAAGUACUCCCUCAUGCCUGACAUUGUCGUCCCCUGUAUCUUGAUGUCUUCAGCCAUCCCUAUACCCAAACAGACCUAUCUGCGUUUGUGGGAUAGCUAGGUAUCCAAGCCCCAGACGCCACCAAAUGCAACCAGAUAUCCCUGAGAAGCAAGUAAUAAUAACCCCUGCGCUGCA
Molecule: messenger RNA, 955 nt
Organism: Annulohypoxylon maeteangense
Lineage: Eukaryota; Fungi; Ascomycota; Sordariomycetes; Xylariales; Hypoxylaceae
Exons: 2
Coding region: 83-658 (191 amino acids)
Biological process (GO): regulation of transcription by RNA polymerase II
Cellular component (GO): nucleus
Molecular function (GO): DNA-binding transcription factor activity, RNA polymerase II-specific; RNA polymerase II transcription regulatory region sequence-specific DNA binding
Source: RefSeq, a predicted model, not a curated record